AUGGCUCGAUUGGCCGAGUCUCCUGCGCCGCCUAAUGGCACUCAGUCCGUCAAGAAACCCCAGACCACGAAGAAUGGCGCAUUUAACACCUUUCUCUCAUCACCCGGCAAGCCCUCCGGCUCACAGUCGCCGCACCCGAACAAGCGCAUCAAGAGCCUCGCGCCUACUGGAACUCCACGUUCGGAUGCUUCGCGAUCCCGUUCGCCGCCUUCACAAAACCCCUCUCCGCGCUUUCCCGUAAGCCCCUCGCCGCGCAAGGCCUUGAGCGAUACCGCCGACGACGUGGAUGCUGUCGACCGUAGCACGCCUGCCGAUACCGUUACUGCCGCUGCUCCCGCUGAGAACGAUACCUCAGAGCGGACCUCGUCCACUGCCCCAGUUACUGCCAUGGAGGCUACACCUGACGCGGAAGCCUCCGGGUCUACACCGGAACCAGGUGCGCCCCGGGCUGGCGUUGUAUCCUCUGUUCGCAAGACAUUUUCCAACGUGGUCAACAAUAUAACUGGACAGCGCACUGGUACUACAACUGUCACAUCAACUUUUGAACAGACCAUUGUGAGCCGCAAGCGCAGUAGGGAGCCAAAUGUAGAGGAAAGCCCUGCUCCUGCCGAUAAGGAGACUGAUCAAGAGAUUGAGGCUGCGAAUGGCACUGAGGGCAAUACCACUAUCCAGCUCGGAAACCAGUUUGAAGCCGAAGUAGAGGCUGAGGAGAUUCGUGCAAAGAGCCCCGUCAAGGAGGCAGUGCAAGGGAUCAAGACUGACUUGACUGUAGUGGCUUCUCCUGCAGCAGAGGAUGCCGAGAUCAACGUUGCCACGUCCACUGAUAACGCCGAUACUGUUGAGGCUGCUCCUACCGAAAACUCCGCUACGAAUGCCGCGGGCGACGAGGACGUGGAGAUGGACGACCCAAAGAACGGCAUGUUUGUGUUUGAUAAGAUCCUUGGACAUCGCCGCGAUCCUAACGAUAAGACCCUCUUUCAAAUGCACAUCAACUGGAAGCACGACGAUCCCACGUGGGAGACUGAACAGACUAUUCACGAGGAUGCCGAGGAAGCACUCUUUGCGUACUGGAACAGCCUCAAGGGUGGCAGGCUAGGUGCCAUGGCCGACAAGAAUCUCUGGCACGCUCUCCGGGUCGAAAAGCACAAGCAGAAGCCUUCUGGCGCAGUCCAGCUCUACGUUUGCUGGAUUGGCUCCCCUGAGCGAUCAUGGGAGCCCGAGUCGCAAGUCGAGGUGUAUGCUCGCCAGCACGUCGAAAACUAUUGGAAGUCCAAGGGUGGGCGCGAGAAGUGCAUCAAGGCUGUUGCUAUGCCUGUCAAGAAGGGACGCGGUCGCCCUCGCAAGAUCAAUGCUGCGGAGUCAGAUAUCGAGAUUGAGGUCUUGAAAGAGGCUUCAAACGAGCCUAAGCCCAGAGGUAGACCCGGACGUAAGCAGAAGCGCGAUGACGCCGCAGCUGAGGAGUCGCAGCCUGAGAAGUCUGAAGAAGCAUCCGUUGCUGAGGACAAGCCUGCGCCUGCGGCCAAGGAGCAGUCUGAGGCAGACGAAGAGCCCCCCAAGAAGCGUGCCCGCGGCCGUCCUCGCAAGGUUAACGCUCAAGCAUGA
Molecule: messenger RNA, 1602 nt
Organism: Colletotrichum fioriniae
Lineage: Eukaryota; Fungi; Ascomycota; Sordariomycetes; Glomerellales; Glomerellaceae
Source: RefSeq, a predicted model, not a curated record